This is a messenger RNA of Cercopithifilaria johnstoni, 11994 nucleotides long. Lineage: Eukaryota; Metazoa; Nematoda; Chromadorea; Rhabditida; Onchocercidae. The record is from the annotation of a GenBank genome assembly.
AUGUAUGCAUGUGAAGAGGGAACUCUGAAUUAUUCAAAAAAGAUUUUUGAAAAAUUCGAAAUAAGUGAUAUUUUUGCUACAAAUGUGCAGCAGAGUGACAAUGAAAAGAUUGAGAUAGCCGAUAUUAUAAAACGCCUGGAACAAGUGAAUUCAAAGAAGAAAGAAGGAAGCGGGCGGAAAUUUCGAAGUUUGUUAGCCGCAUUGAAGUCUCAUAUAACGGUGUUGGAUAAUCGCUUGAAGAGGGAUGAAUGCGCUGACAAUCCGUGCAUGAAUGGCGCAACAUGCAUCGAUCUGUACAACAAAUUUAUGUGUAUAUGUCCACCGCAUUUUGAGGGUGAAACAUGCGAAAACCGUAUGGAUGAAUGCAGCUUUUAUGAGGGGACACCGGCCGGAUGUCAGAAUAAUGCAUCUUGCAUCCCGAAACCGGGUGGAUUUCACUGUAUAUGUCAACAAGGUUUCCAUGGAACUUUAUGUCAAUUGCGAGCAACAGCAUGUGAAUUUUCAUUGGAUUUAUGUGGCUCCUCUGGACAUUGCAUACCAACUCAGCCGGAUCCAGAAUCCAAUGAACCUGGUUAUCGUUGUCUUUGUGAGUGGGGUUAUCGUUCUUCCACUGAUAAGAACAAUCCAGUUUGUGAGGACGUAAAUGAAUGUGAGUCAAAUCCAUGUUAUCCCGGAACAGCUUGCAUCAAUUUGCCUGGUUCUUACAAGUGUGGUGGUUGUCCGUCGGGAUUGACUGGAAAUGGAAUGAUUUGUUUGGAUAUUGAUGAAUGCGCAAAUGAGAAUCUGGAAACUUGUUCUAAGGAUCCACCAGUGAAAUGUAUCAAUACUAUUGGCUCUUAUGAAUGUGCACCGUGUCCACCUGGCUAUAAGGGUAACGGUCACAUUUGUAAAAAGCAGAGCCCAUGUGAGCUAUCUCCAUGUCAUUCGAAGGCUAAGUGUUAUAAUAUGGGCAUGAGCUCACUGGACGAGGGAGAUUUCCGAUGUGAAUGUCCCGCCGGAAUGAUUGGUGAUGGAAUCGGUACUGAAGGUUGUUAUCAUUCAAAUGUAACACUUUGCCGUGCCAAUACAUGCUACAAUCAAGGAACAUGUCAGAUAAUCUCGGAGGAAGAAUACAAAUGUUACUGUAAAUGGGGUUACGUUGGUAAACACUGUGAAUUAGCUAGUGCUUGUCUAAGUAAUGUAUGUCGAGGUCGUGGCGAAUGUCUAAUCAAAAAGGAUGGCUCAUCUGAAUGCAUAUGCUUGAGGGGUUAUUAUGGUCCAACAUGCGAAUAUGAGGAAGAUGGUUGUGGUGGUCACAUAACGAAUGCAACAGGUGUAAUUAAAUAUCCGGACUGGACAUGGUAUCAUUUUGGCCGCAGUAAAAUAUGCGAGUGGAUCAUUACGGUUAAUGAACCGAGUAAAGUGAUUGAGAUAAACUUUACAAGUUUCCACUUACCAACUAGACCGGCAAUAUGUGCUAUGGCUGAUGCAAGUGUUACUUUACGUGAUGGCGAACAUGCAAAUAGUCCAUUAGUAGGCAUAUUUUGUGGCCCAAGAGGAUCUACAAUGGUUCCAGUUUCUCGUCCAAUUUAUUUUUCAUCAAACAAAGCUUAUAUUGCAUUUGUUUCUGGUAAAAGUAGUAUUGGAAUUGGCAAUUUUGCAUUGCAAUGGAGAACUGUCGAGAAAAAAUGUGGUAAACGACUCUAUAGCGAUGAUGGACAAAUAUCACUGUAUGGUUAUGAGAGAAACGAAGUUUGCCAGUGGCAUGUUUCUGUUAAUCCAAGAAUGCAUGUUGAAAUUACUGUGGAACCGAUCAGAUUUGCUUCAGGCGACAUGCGAAAUUGUUCAAUCAACUCACUCGAGCUCUUUGAUGGCCUCGAAAUUGACGAAACGGAACGUAUACUACACUUAUGUAAUAGUGAGUCUACACGAACUUUGGUACGUACGACACUACCAUACUUCACGGUUUACUUCAGGAGCAAUUAUCCUAUUGAUUUCCCCGAAGAACAUUGUGACAGUGAUUCUCUUUGCAGUCGUGGUUUCACCAUUCAUUUUAGAACUAUUAAACUUGACAAAGAUUGUGGAGGUACAAUUUUGCCGGAUGCUGAUGGCUCAUUUGAAGGUUAUAUUCAAUCACCGAAUUAUGGUUUCAAUUAUUUCGCAAAUUUGGAUUGCUUAUGGUUGCUUGACGCUUCUUCUAUCGCCAAUGGCUACGAUGCGAAAGUGAUAAAAGCGGAAAUUAUUGAUUUGGAUGUGCCUUCUGCUCCUCCAAGAUCUAUAAAAGAAACUUCUCAUUUUCGUCUUUCGUUUUUGGAAGCAACCGGUCCAUCCCAGCGAUUGCUGAAUCUCAUAAGACCGUGUCGUUUUGAUUACAUUACGUUCAGAAAUGGUGAAGAUGCAUCGCAUCCUAUGCUGGGACGUUACUGCAACAGCAGACGACCCGAAGGUCCGAUCGUAUCAUCAGGGCCAAAAAUGGUUGUACAGUUCCAUUCGAAUCAAUCUAUCAACGGAAAGGGAUUUAAAAUUUAUUAUUCUGCUGCAUGCGAAAAGCAUUUUACAUCACUGAAUGGAACCAUUCAAAGUCCUAAUUAUCCGAAUGGCAGUAUCCACCCAUUUAAAUGUACCUAUGUUAUUGAUGCUGAAAAAACGAAAGCGAUACGACUGAAAUUCAAUUUCAUUGGAUUGAAUGCAGAUGUUAAGACAUGCUUUUAUGAUGUCACCAAACAUGAUCUAUUGGAAGAUUACGUCGAAUUCUCGGGUGGCCAUGAUUCACAUGAUCAGAUCAAUAAACGAUACGUUUGCGCUCGAUAUCCCUUCGUCGCACCUGACGGAGAAAUGGUGGCAAGUGCUUCAAGGCCACUAAGUAUCACACUGAGUUCAAGCGGUAUUGCCAAUAAGGGCAUAUUUUUCUUAUACGAACAGUUUGACGUAGGUUGUGGUGGAGUAUUUGAAGGAGAAUCAGGCCAAAUAACAAGUCCGAACUACCCAGAAAAAUAUUUGGCGCACAUGUACUGUAUAUAUGUGAUUAACACAUUGGAUAAACGGAUUCGGCUAACAUUUGAAGUAUUUGAAUUAGAGGUUGUACCGAAUCGAGAAGAUUGCUCCUUUGAUAGUAUCGAAAUUUAUGAUACCUACGUAAAUGAUAAUGACCAUAGCAAAUUACAUGGAAGAUUCUGUGGCACACUACUUCCGCCUCCAAUUUUAUCUACUGGAAGUCGGUUAACUGUUGUAUUCAAAAGCGAUCGUUCAGUAAAUGGCGCUGGUUUUAUGGCCAAAUGGCAAGCUGUUGAUGAUAAGACUGAUUGCCAUAGAACAUAUACGUCCACAAGCGGUAGAAUCAUAAUUCACGCUGAGGCAGAGAUGAAGUUUAUGCAAUGUGACUAUCAGAUUGCGUUGCAAUCCUCGAAAAGGAUUCUUCUUCUAUUUGAAAAUAUGUCAGCCCCUUGCGAUGAAGGAACAUUAAUGUUGAGAAAUGGAGUAAAUGAACAAUCGCCUGGUUUUGCCGGACUUUUCCGCGAUUCCGAAGUAUGUGAUGAUCAUCCUGUUAGAGAAUUACGCUCUCAAGGCAAUAGCGUUUUCAUGCGUUUAACGACAAGAAAUGCGCCAUUAGUGAUGUUUACCAUUUACUACCAGCAAAUUGAUUCUGAUUGUGGAGGACGAUUGGAUGGUUUUAAUGGUGCCUUAUCAGCUCCACAAUAUCCGCUGAAAGAUUCGCGAACUCUGAACUGUGAUUGGCAUAUCCACGUUGCUGCAGGUAAUCGAAUCCGCUUCACCAUUACAGCGCUUGAUGAUUUGAAUUCAGCUGAUUCCAAUGGCUUUUGUUCAUCAUUUGCUCCAAAUUAUAUUGAUAUUGCUGAAGGUUCCUCAGUAUCUGCACGUAUACUAAGGCGUUAUUGCAAGAAAGACAUUUCAUUGUCAUCUAUUGAUUCCGAGAAAAACGAAUUAACAAUUCGAUAUCGUCAACAUGGUGGAACCCAUUUUGGUUCACUUUUUGGAUUUCUUGCACAUUACACCACUGUAUGCAAUGGAAUCUUGCUGUUCGGCCAACAUGGUGUUCUUCAAAGUCCAGGUUAUCCAGAUCGAACUCUUGAAAAUCGUUUUUGUAAAUGGCGUAUACAAACAACGAAAGGAAAUCGGAUCCGAUUGAUAUUCCAUUUUUUUAGAAUUGCAGAAUCAAAUACUCAUUUCACACCAUUUUGUUAUAUCAAUUAUCUUGAAUUUGAUGAAAAUCAAAUACUGGAAUCCUCUGUUACAAUCGACAAUCAGCAGAGCCACACAAAAACAAUGCAAAGAUUCUGUGAUCAUAUUGGCAAACCAGUUUGGAUUUUGACAAAAAAUGAAGUGGUUGAUAUUACAUUUUCUUCGAAAACUGAACCCGAGAAUCAUUUCUGGCUUUCAUGGUCAAAUGAAGGUUGUGGUGGUGACAUUAUUUCACCAACAACUGUAAUUAUUGAUAUCGGAAAACUAGUAAACAAUUCAAAAAUUUACGAAUGUACGUGGAAAAUAGUUGCACCUAUCGGAAUGCGAGUACUAUUUCGUAUCGAGAAACUGUCUGUGUUUAAAAUUACCGAAGGCUGCACUGGAAAUGAUGGCGAACAGUUUAGCGGCCUUGCUUUUUACUCAGGUACAAGUAAUGCAACCGGUUUCCCUCAAAAAGUCAUUUGUUCGAGUGAGGAGGGGGAUAAUUAUACGUCACAUACGAAUGAGUUAUUUGUAAAAUUCAAAAUCCCCAGCAGACUAGCCAAACCAGACAUGAAAAAACGUAUCAUGAUCGGAAAAGUAUCAUUCGUAUCUGCAAAGGCAGGUGAUGAAUGUGGAGCUUCUAUCGAGAUGAAACGAAAUGAAACGAUUCAAUUACACUCACCAAAUUACCCAAACCUUUAUCCGAAAUCAGUUGAGUGUAUUUGGUUGAUAAAAGCACCGAGUGGCUACUCGAUUCGGUUUAAUUUAACGCAUUACACGGCUUUAAAUUAUCAUCCCCAACGACCAGAUAUAAAAAUAUGGCGUCCGAAUUUUGCUACAAAUAUUACGCUUACAUGCCAAAACUCGCGAAAUAUCCUUGAGGGAUCGAUAACAUUUUAUGAUGGCAAUAAUACUAAUGUGGAAAUAUUGGAACGUUUUUGUCACAACUUGAAGCAGCCGGAAGUUCUUACGUCAACAACCGAAGAGGCGCUGGUCGCAUUCCAAGGUGGCCCUUACGAACGGAUGUAUUUAUCGGGAGACGAUGAACGCGCUCAUAAUAUCGGCUUUGUGUUAUAUAUAUCUUUAGCGUGUGGUGGUACGCUGUAUGCCGAGAAUGAACUCAAAACAUUCCAAAUACAUGCUGUCGGAGAGGACGAAUGCCAAUUUCUUAUCAGAGCUAAAGAUGGACAACGCGUAUACCUUCGUCUUGAUCAGUUACGUUUUAGCAAGCGUAAAACUUUGAAAGCACUCGAUAAAUCAAGAGCUACCGUUUUCGUUUAUGACGGCGCGCAAGAGGAUGCAUCCGCUCUUGGAAUGUAUCAUCUUGAAUGCAACCCUUCAAUCUCAAAACAAAUAUCACUUGCCUGUACUAAUCGUGAAUUACGCUCAACAGGCAGUGUUCUCAAAGUGCAUUUAAAAGGACUGAAUACAAUGCAUUUAGAACACAUUCACUUCUCUUAUUCUACACAAAUCGAAAGUUGUGGUGGUAUCAUUCAUUCGAUAGCUGGAAUUAUUUAUUAUCCAUUCAUUGAAAAUGAUUUUGAAUGUGAAUGGUUCAUAAAUAAUACAGAAGGAAACAAAGUGGAGCUCGAAAUUUUUAAACUGAAAUUACCUUUUUCGGAAUAUUGUGCAGAAUCCUACUUGGAGAUACGCGAAAGCAAUAGUAGCGGGAGAAUUGUGACAAGAGCUUGUUCUUUUGAAGAUGUCACGCCAACGAUAAUUAGUCGAGCAUUUUGGAUAAGAUUGAGAUAUAGUGGCAGUGAAGAUGACAGUAGUGACAUCGAGCCACUAAAACCGGAAUUAAUGAUUAAAUUUAAAAAGGUGUUUGGCGGCGUGACAAAUGACGCAACAGUAAGUUCACCUUUAACCGAAGAUUGGCAGUCUAUGAAUUUUGCACCACUGGAAUGGACACUAAUUGGUGAGGACGAUCACUGGUUAAGAAUUUCAAUCAAAAAUAUUGAAAUACCGGAUGAGCGAGGUGAAAAUAACAUGGAUAUCGAGCAAAGGGAUAGUUUGAAAGGACUUGUUUUCAAUGAAGGGAUUUGCAUGUUGAGCGGUGAGAACGAUGGAUGUGGACGAGUGGAAUUUGUCCAUGCGGGAUAUACACCACCAAAUGAUUUCUUCAUUAAAUCACAUUUGGCCACGGUUUUAUUUAAUGCACCGCCGGGAAGCUCAUUUCGAUUUAUUUGGGAAAAUAUCCCAAUUGCUAUAGCUAAUGCUUCACUUUCAAAAACAAAUCAUUCUAUUACUGGGGGCUCAAUGCAUGAAUUCACUUGCGGUGGGACCCUUACGGCAACAUUUGAUUCGCAAUAUCUUACAAAUCCAGGUGGGAUGUCUAUGGAUGGUAAAUUCACAACUGUACUUCCUCUCACAUCAACUAUACAAGCUUGGCGAUCUAUUAAUAUGUUUCGUGUCUCGAGAUGGCAUGGAGGUUACGCGAAUAACUUAAAAUGUCGAUGGACAAUAAUCCGGCCAAUAUUUGCUGGUGUUAUGCUUAAAAUAAUUUCAAUGGAUCUUGAGGAACAUGUUGAUUGUCGUUUUGACUAUGUUGCUAUUUCAUCAGAUCUAGGCGGUGUUAGUUAUGAGGAUGGACAACUUGUUGGUGAUGUCGCUAAAUUUUGCAAGCACAAAGAUGUGGGAACGGAAGAAUUAUUCAGCUCGGAAGAGGCAGUUACAAUUUUUUUCGUGACGGAUCGGAAUAGAGGUGGUCGAGGAUUUGUCAUUGAGUACAGGCUGAUUUGCCAGUCAUUUGAUUACAUACCAACAUCUUUGGGUGUUUUUAACAAGAUCAUACAAAGUCCAAAUUAUCCCAAUGAAUACGGUAACAAUUUGUCAUGCUCUUGGUCGAUCAUGCUAGAAAGUAGUCGACCAAUUUUGGCUAAAUUUCUUACUAUGGAUAUUGAGAACAGCCCGUUGUGCAAAAAAGAUGGCAUCGUUGUGCACUCCAAUCCAAUCUAUAUGGAUGGAACGGCUAAUAAUAAAUUAUGUGGUAAUCUAUCUGAAUGGAAUAAAACGUUCCCAAAUGGAAGAGUUUUUAUUGGCUUCACGACUGAUUCAAAUAUUGUUGGAAAAGGCUUCAAAUUGCAACUGACAGAACAAAUUUAUGACUGUAGUUCAGACGGACUUAUAUUAACUGAAGGCGAUCCUCCAAAAGUACUCAGUUCACCAGGAUUUCCAAGAACAUCACCAAAUUCUUUGGAUUGCUUUUGGACAAUCAGCGCAUCCAGCGGCCAUCGCAUAAAAUUUACCGUUGACCCAAUCAGUUUCAAUCUUGAAGACAGUUCCAUGGAAGAUGAGUGUUCUACCAAUUACUUGGAAAUAAGGGAUGGGCCUUCAAAAUUAUCACCUGUAGUUGGGCGAUACUGUGGAAAAGAACCACCAAGUACUAUAUUCAGCACCGGAUCCUAUCUAAACAUUCACUAUCAAACAGAUUCAUUUGCACAUUUUUCGGGCUGGAAUGCUACUUAUGAAAUUGCAUCAUGUGGAGGUAGUGUUGUUAUUCCUAUGAAUGGAAAUCGUGUGAUUACUAGUCCAAAUUAUCCUGAACCCUAUCCAAGUCAAACUACCUGUGAUUGGACUAUAGUGGCUCCGCGAGGACAUUACACAUUUUAUAUAUUUAACAAUUUAAUUUUAUACAUUCUGAAACCAACAUGUGUAUCGAACGCGGUACGUGGUAAACAUUUCACAUCAACUCAAAAUAUUAUGGUUGUUUCAUUCCGAUCAAACAAUACUGUGGGCCGAUCGAGUCGUUUGUUUUGUUUGGAAAAGAAAUGUGGUUUCCAUCUUAGUUUAGUUCUCAGCAAAAUAGAAUGUGGAGGAGAUAUAAGUGAUAAUUCUGGCUACAUUACCACUCCCGGUUAUCCGGAUCAGCUUCAGGAGCAUAUCAUAUGUGACUGGGUAUUCCGAGCAGGAAUUGGUUUUCGUUAUGUUUUAGAUUUUUCAUUCGUCAAGCACGAGACUACAUACAACGAAGUUGGAUGUUAUCCGGAUAUCUAUAUUGCUAAUGGUUUGAAUAGGCUGGUAGAUUACUAUGGUUUUGUGGAUCGUAUUUUUUGUUCUAAUGAAACACGAUUUGUAUCGACAGCAGAUUUGAUCACUAUGCGUUAUAAUGAUCGAGCCGCUAUGUAUGAGAAACAGAAUAUGCUGGAACGUGGAAUAUCGUUUGAGAAAAUUUAUGCUCCAUUCCGAAUCUCCUAUUUCAAGGUACCAGCUGAAUUCGAUGAAAAUGCAUGCAUAUACCACGUUAAAAGGAAUGAAACUAUUGAAUUGAAAGGUGCAAAAGUUUCGAGACAUCCAAUCGCCACAUCACCUGAUAUCGACUACUGCCAUCUGCUCAUAGAACGGCAGUUUCUAGCAGGCACUACGGUAUUACGUUUCAAAAAUUUUUCAAUCUCUGAAAGUUCAUUUUGGAAACCUAAUAGUAAAUGCUUGGAUACUGAGAGCUAUGUGCUUGUAAAAGCGUCUGAUAAUGAACCAUGGCCUUUCGAAGCACGCUUUUGCGAUGGGUCCUUAAAAAAAAUUGCUAAUUUCACAGUGGCAUUGCCACAUAGAAGUUUCGACAUUCAUGUUUUUCAAAGAUUGCAUUUGUCAUCAAUCUCGUUCAAUCUCACCGUUCAAUUCUUACCUUGCGGUGGUUUGAUUCAAGGCCCGGAAUCGGGUAUUUUAAUAAGUCCUGGUUUUUAUCGAAAGGGGAAUAGCACUUAUGAGCCUGAUACGCAAUGUGUUUGGAGUUUGAAAGCUCCCGAGGGACAAAUUGUUAAGAUCAAAAUAACUGAUAUGGAUUUGGAAUACAAUGUGGAAUGCAAGCACGAUUUCUUGAAACUAUUUGAAGGAGGUGGUACUGAUGCAUCACUGAUACACAUAUAUUGCAAUAAUCCACAAGAUGAACCAAUACAAGAUCGAUUCAAAGAAGUGAAGUCUAGGGGACGAUAUCUAACACUUUAUUUUUUCACUGAUAAGUCUAUUGAACGAAGGGGCUUUCGUCUGGAAUACAGCUUUUCUGGUUUUGAAGAUGAAUGUGGAUUUACUACAAAUCGUAUGACUGGCACUGUUAUAAGCCCAAAAAGUCCAUACGAUUACCCGAAUAAUGGUUAUUGUUUAUGGGAUAUUUCGGUACCACUUGGCUAUCAUGUGGCAUUAUACUUUCAUCGUUUUGAUGUGCAACAGUCGGAUGGUUGCAGCAAGGAUUAUGUUAAGAUAAGUCAGGAACAUCACUCAAGAGCUAUGGCACCAAUUGGGGGUUAUUACUUCUUAUUCGAUCAUGAAGAAGAGCUGAAAAAGAUUUGUGGGUAUGAAACACCUCGUGUGUUACAUUCAGAAAGUAAUCGUAUCAAAAUCGAAUUCAAGUCGGAUGAUAAAAUAACAGGGAAAGGAUUUAAUAUAACAUGGAAAUCAGAAUGUGGUACUACGUUUCGACUGAACCAUGGUGUGAUUACAUCACCUCACUAUCCCCGUUUUUAUCCAAACGAAGACAUGGAAUGUGAUUAUUUGAUAGAGCCCGAAUAUGAUGGUACACGUAUAAUCAUACUAAAGAUUCUUGACCUGGAACUUGACCCAUAUAUUUAUGAUUACAAUCGACAGCCAUGCAACACAGAUUUCUUGGAGUUAAGAGAUAUUUCAGCAAACCGUGUUAUUGACACAUUUUGUGCGAAUCGUGAUACUAACGGUGAAAUAGCUCCUAUAUCUAUUAAGAUAAUCGGUGUUCGUUUCGUGUCAAACACAUCAGUCUUUGAAGAUCUACCUAAUCGUCGUAAACAUCGCCGUGGUUUUAAAAUAUCGUAUGCUUUGUCAAAAUGCGGUGGUGAAAUUAAUUUUAAAGAAGAGAUGGGAUUGAUGUCAGCAGUUAUUUCAUCUCCGGGUUUUCCUCUGCCCUAUCAUCACAAUCUUGACUGCGUUUGGAACAUAUCCGCUCCUGAAAAACGUAUUCUUAGCAUUAAAUACACACAUUUGGAUUUGGAAGAAUCAUCCGAUUGUUUGUUUGAUUUUGUGGAAUUCUUUGAUGGCUCACAAAUUAAUAAUACAACCAGUAUGGGCAAAUUUUGUGGCGCAAUCGUCCCUUCCAUUCAGAUGUCUACAACUGGCCGAUUCCUGGUUGUAAGAUUUUAUUCGGACAGAAGCACCAGCAAAGAAGGAUUCAGAAUUAUUGUAACUGCCUCUCUUGGUCCAGAUGGAGGAUGCGGUGGAGUGAUAAAUAUCGGUGACAGUUACGAGCUCACAUCACCUUUGAAUCCAAAAACAGGCCAGUAUUACAAUUUUUUGCGCUGUGGUUGGACACUGAAAGCACCGACAGGGAAAAUACUGGAAGUACAGCUGAAAGAUUUAGAACUGGAAGCUCCUGAUACAGAAACAGAACGUUGCUACGAUUACAUUGCGAUUUAUGAUGGCUAUAAGACGAUAUCCCCUAUGCUACUAUCAAACACAUGUAAGAUCGUGGGACAACUUCCUUUGAUCAUGCAAAGUUCUUAUCGUACUGUGCACGUUUAUUUCGAAACCGAUUCCGACAAAACAUUCAAAGGAUUUACGGUGGCAUUCAAAACUAUUACAGCACCAUGUGGUGGUCGGAGAAUUGCUGUCACUGAAUUUGCUGAAUUGCAAUAUGAAAGUGAAAAAAUGCUUACGCGAACAUUCCCGAAGCAUCAGCGUUGUCGCUGGAUAAUUUAUUCGAAAGAGAGAAUGCCUAUACAACUUGACUUCAGUCAAUUCUCAUUUCCUUCUUUAACACCUGAUUGUACCGAUGAAUAUAUGGAAAUACGUGACGCUGGCACGCCUGCUGAUUGUCAUCAUCCUGCUUGUCGUGAUACUAGUAAUGGACUGCAGACUCUUCGAUUAUGUGGUAACACACUUCCGGCUGAUUUUAUUUCAGGAACAAGUGUUGUUCAGAUAACAACAUCUGCAAUUCUGCAAAGCGAACACACCACUAAAUUUCGCCUGUUUUAUCAAAUACUUAACUCAUGUAAUCGAACAAUCAUUACUCAGCAAUCAAUGACUGGACAUAUAACAAGUCCAAACUAUCCAAAUCCUUACGACCAUAAUUGCUCCUGUUCUACUACUUUAACAGCUUUAACCGGAUAUCAUAUAUUUUUGGUUUUUAAGGAUUUUAAACUGGAAAAAAUUCACCGAUCGUUUAAUGGUCGACUAUCUAGCCCUAUUCAGGAAAUGUUAAGCGGUGGACGAAGUUUUGGACCAUUUCAAAACGUAAUUGAUGAAUACAGUGGUCUUUACAGCAAUGAAUUUUGUGAAUAUGAUUAUAUUGAGAUAAUUGAUUCCUUUGGAAACCGAACAGAACGAUAUUGCGACUAUAAACUACCACCCAGUUUUCUCAGUUCUAGUAAUACGUUAGAAAUUUAUUUCAAAAGCGAUAGUACAAUGGCAUCUGGAGGAUAUGACGCCUACUAUUAUACUGUUCGACCACAACCAGAGAGUAUAUCAUUCGUCUACUACGACUUUGGUAUCAUAAGUGAGCUGCAAGGUGCAGUGACAAAUGUUGGCUAUCCAGGAUAUAAGAAUCGACAGAGAAUGAGAUGGAGAAUCAAUCCACCGAAUGGCCAUAAAUGUAAAUUAAUUCUCUUGACGAUGGAUUUUGGGAAGAACACUAAUGGUGAAUGCACUGAAGGUGAUCAUAUGGUGCUCGGUGAGAUCAGAUCUGAAGGAUCAGAGAAUACACCACUCAAUUACCUCCCAUGUAGAGAUGCUGUGACCUUGCCGAAAGAAAUAGCCAUCGAGCCCGGUACUUCAGUUCUCCUUGAAUUUUAUACCGAUGGUAAUACGACGGAUAAUGGUGAUGGAUUCAGAAUCGAAUGGACUUGCGAGAAUUAUUACAUUAUGCAAGUGUGA